Molecule: messenger RNA, 1248 nt
Organism: Didymosphaeria variabile
Lineage: Eukaryota; Fungi; Ascomycota; Dothideomycetes; Pleosporales; Didymosphaeriaceae
Exons: 1
Coding region: 1-1248 (415 amino acids)
Biological process (GO): protein deubiquitination
Molecular function (GO): cysteine-type deubiquitinase activity
Source: RefSeq, a predicted model, not a curated record
AUGGCUCGACAUCUUCCUACCCGCAAGCGAUACACUACACGUCAAACACAGAGGGAUUUAGAGGAACUAGGACAGGAGUUUGAAUUCUUCGACCCCAGAAAGCCCUUGCGCCAUAGUGAUCAGAUCGAGCACGAUAGAAGGGUUAGACUCAUGACCGACGACUGGCUAACCCAACUGCAAGGUCAAGCACUUCGUGUAGCACCGCAUCUGGGACCCCGUGGGAUGAACCAAUUCGUCUCCUACCAAAAUGCUGUGUUUCAGGCUCUCAUGCAUGUGCCAAUCUUCCUCCAGUGGAUCAGCGGGCACCUCACAACGCCAGAUUGUACAAGGAUGCGAUAUUGUUUGAAAUGCCUCAUGAAACUUUUCAUACAAGGUUAUUGGGGUGCUACACCUCUUCACAUUCCUAUCUCAGGUAGUAGUCAAGUUCUGUUCAACAUUCAACUAGCCGCGUGGGAUACCAACCUGUUCUUCGCUUACAAUCAGGAAGAUCCCAUUGAAUUCUAUCGAUGGAUUGUUGGAGAAAUGGAUGACGCUGAGAACGACAGAUGGCACGAAGACUGGGAAUCUCUGUUCACUAUGAUCUACCAAGCUUACGAGACGUGCCAAACCUGUAAAAAUGACGCUCGAGUCAGGCCCGUUUUGCAACCCCAAAUGAUGUUAGAAAUUCCCAUUCAGAAUCCAUCCACAAGGACCAUAAGGGAGGCAAUCUUUAGAAUAUUCGCACGGGAUCCGGUGAACUCUCCAUGCGGAUCUGCACAAUGCAGAAACCAGGACCGGAACAAACUCAGGCGACUAGAAACAAAGGCAGCGCCCAGAGCGCUCAUAAUCAAGCUGAAAAUAUACGACAACGACGAACAGAAGAUCGUCGACAACAACGGGAAUCUCCUCCAAGGGCCUAAAGUAGACGAGCGUCUGGAUCUUACUCAAUACCAGGCCUUCGACUCGGUGUCUCUGCGCUAUACAUUGUCGAGUGUAAUCUCGCACAACGGGCCAAACAUUGCUAUCGGCCAGGAUGUGGUCAGCAUCCGCAGCCACCGCGGUUGUACGGAUCGCUAUUGGAAUAUCGAGAACACCUCGAGGGUUGUUAUUAACCGGAGGGAAUUUCUGAGCAACCCUCAAAAUCAACCUCUGAGGGUAAACCGAUAUCAGGUGUACAUUUUGACGUACAUUAGAGACGAGAAAAUACAGGACAUAGAGAACAUAGAGAGAAGUCGCGAGUUGAGGAACCUAGAGACGACAUUUGUAUAA